AUGGAGUUUACAGAUUUUUGAAAAAUGAUAAUAAAAGCUAGCUCAGGAAUCAUACUAAUUGAAAGAACGGGUGGAACGCUAGGGUUAAGAAGAUUUUUGAAAAAUCCAGAAAAAGACAUAUGAAUCCAGGGAUAUGAAUUUCAAAACUACUAUUUCCUUCAAUCGGCUAGUGGAAUAUUGUCGAUAUUGUCCAUAUCUAAAGAAAAUCAAGUCGAAGUCACUUAUAAAAUUAAUUUGAAGAGUUUCGAUAAUAAAAUCCCACACAUAUUAUGUGAUAGAGAAAAAAAUUCAUAUUACUUCCAAAGAUUUGAAGAAGAGGGACUUAGAGCUUAUAGAAUUAAUUUAAAAGAAUGAAAACUAAAAAUAGCUGGAGGCUUAUUUUAUGUAAAGGUUACAGCGAAAGACAAUGAUAGUUAA
This is a messenger RNA of Blepharisma stoltei, 417 nucleotides long. The record is from the annotation of a GenBank genome assembly. Lineage: Eukaryota; Ciliophora; Heterotrichea; Heterotrichida; Blepharismidae.